This is a messenger RNA of Boleophthalmus pectinirostris (great blue-spotted mudskipper), 7410 nucleotides long. RefSeq names its product nuclear receptor subfamily 2, group F, member 6a (gene nr2f6a). The transcript has 6 exons. Gene Ontology annotation, biological process: cell differentiation; anatomical structure development; negative regulation of transcription by RNA polymerase II. The coding region runs from base 1195 to 2415 and encodes 406 amino acids. NCBI's taxonomy places the organism in Eukaryota, Metazoa, Chordata, Actinopteri, Gobiiformes, Gobiidae. The record is from RefSeq and is a predicted model, not a curated record. Gene Ontology annotation, molecular function: RNA polymerase II cis-regulatory region sequence-specific DNA binding; nuclear receptor activity; zinc ion binding.
UCCACAUCGUUAGAAACGGCCCUGCGCACAGAAAAAGCCAAAGAGGAGAAAAGAUCGGAACUACACCAAGCUCUUGUAAUGUGAUUUGACUUUCCCACCCCCACCUAACCCGAGAGAGAGGGAGCCCACAGACGAGCGCUCACACUCGGAAGCACGGACGCGGUGGAGCAGCAGCCAAACACACACAGCUAACGCUAAAGAGGCCGCCAGUCAUUAGGUCUUAUGGGCAAACACUGACAAAAGACUGGGGGGUGAAAGCCAGUGGGAGCCAGCCAUGGAGCUCUGAACGCGCACGUUUACUGGGACCGUGUCGGGCUCCGUAGCUCCAGGGACGCCGCUUCGAGACUUCCCCCCUUCUCCCGAGGCACAGGAGCGGGUUGAUUCGACCGGAGAGACCCGUCCACGUCUUCGCCUUUGCAGCUCUACGGACGGACGGAGCGCGAUCGUCCCCGCCGCUUCCGUUACGCACCGACAGAAACCACGCUUCUCCGCACGAUUCAUCUGUUUUGAUCUCAAGACGCUUGGAUAUCUUUAUCGUGGUUUACGGAGAAGCAGCUGGCACGAUGCUGAGAGGAUUAUUACGGCAGAAAGACAGCCCCUCUGGUCGGAUAGAAGAGCCGAGGAUUUAGCGUCCGACGGAGCCAAGGGGAGCGAGCUAACGCGUUUUGGUUUCCUGAAACGGCGCCUGGCUGCUAACCUAGCUUUUGGAGAGGCAUCGGACGCACACCACCUCAGGAGCUGGCCCACAUAUCGAGCCGACUGUGCGUUAGACUGCUUUUAAAGACACAACAGGGAACAUUUUGGGGGAUAUUUUGUAGCCCGCAGAAAAAGUUGCUACACUUGGAGAUUGUUUCCAGGUCAUAGUGGAGGGGGAGGAGACAACAAGCCGAGUGCUGUUUUUACGCCCCAAUUCAAACCCAUUUUUUUCCUUUUUUCACUUUAACAUCUGGUUUUAAAGCUUGGGGAUAUUUUUGUGUGUUUAUUUUUUGCAAGCACGACAAAUCUUUGAAAAAAAAAAUCUGUAAAAUUCGUGGGAACAAUUCAUUUCACUCCCAAGAAGAAGGUUAUGGUCAUGCAUUUGAAAGAGUGACCUUUUCAAUCACAGAACCCAUAAUAUACAUGUUCCUGUGUGACAGCAGCCAGUAAGUUUGGGUGCGUGUCCAAUUUUCUAUUCUCUGGCGGGGUAACCAAGAAAUGGCCAUGGUGAGUGGGGGCUGGGGAGAUCCAAACGGGGGCACCAACGGCUUGGGGGAGAAGGGGUACCUGCGGGGGGAGGAGGAGGACGGCUCUCCCCAGGCAGGAGGCAGCGACAUGGAGGCCGGGGAGGACGACAAGGCCUGCGUGGUGGACUGCGUGGUGUGCGGAGAUAAGUCCAGCGGGAAGCACUACGGCGUCUUCACCUGCGAGGGCUGCAAGAGCUUCUUCAAGAGGAGCGUGAGGAGGAACCUGAGCUACACCUGCAGGUCAAAUCGAGAAUGUCAGAUCGACCAGCACCACAGGAACCAGUGCCAGUACUGCCGUCUGAAGAAGUGUUUCCGAGUGGGCAUGCGCAAAGAAGCAGUCCAACGCGGCCGCAUCCCCCCUCAGGCCAGCCUCAGUCCCUCCAUCACUCCCAUAGGGGGCGCCAGCGGUCUGGGUGGAGGCGACUUCUACAACAACAACAACAACGGCGGCGGCGGAGGGGGCCAGCCGGUGUCCGAGCUCAUCUCUCAGCUCCUCCGCGCGGAGCCGUACCCGAACUCUCGGUACGGCCACCAGUACAGCCAACAGAGCGGCCCUGACAACGCCAUGGGGAUCGACAACAUCUGCGAACUGGCCGCACGCCUCCUCUUCAGCAUCGUGGAGUGGGCCCGCAAUAUUCCGUACUUCCCCGAGCUGCCCGUCUCUGAUCAGGUGUCUCUGCUUCGUCUGAGCUGGAGUGAACUCUUCAUCCUGAACGCGGCGCAGUCGGCCCUCCCCCUGCACAUGGCGCCCCUGCUGGCCGCGGCGGGUUUCCACUCCUCGCCCAUGUCAGCGGAGAGAGUGGUCUCCUUCAUGGACCAGGUCAGAGUGUUCCAGGACCAGGUGGACAAACUGACCAGACUACAGGUGGACUCAGCGGAGUACAGCUGCCUCAAGGCCAUCGCGCUCUUCUCUCCAGACGCGUGUGGUCUGACUGACGCAGUGCACGUGGAGUCCCUGCAGGAGAAGGCCCAGGUGGCUCUGACUGAGUACGAGCGCAUGCAGUACCCCAGCCAACCGCAGCGCUUCGGCCGGCUCCUCCUGCGCCUGCCCGCCCUCCGCGCCGUGCCCGCCAACCUCAUCUCGCAGCUCUUCUUCAUGCGCCUCGUCGGGAAAACCCCCAUCGAGACCCUCAUCAGAGACAUGCAGCUCUCCGGCAGUUCCAUCAGCUGGCCGUACGUGCCGGGCCAGUAGCCGUUUCACCUCCACGUCUCCCAACUACAUUCUGUUCCAUCUGUGGCUGCUACUAACUGGACUCCAAGGGUUGCCAGAUCUGGUUGAAAACUCCGGAGCGUUGCCGGAUCAGAGGCGUAGCCGUUUUUACCUUCUCGGCUACCGCGAAAAGUGUGUUACAUCUGUGGCUUGCAUACAGGACUCCAAGGGUUGCCAGGUCUGGAUCAAAGUCACAGCAUUGCCAGAUUUGGUUGAAAAUUCAGGAGCAUUGCCAGAUCAGAGAUGGGAUUACCCUUCCUACCGUGACAGUAGCCAUUUUACCUCCCUGGUUACUGCAAAAAGAACCAAUUUUGUUCCAUCUAUGGCUUAUACAAACAGGACUCCAAGGGUUGCCAGAUCUGUUUGAAACUCCAGAGUGUUUCCAGAUCAGACGGGACUUCUCUACACACCCCGAGAGUGUCCAUAUUACCUCCUCGACCACUGCAAAAAUCGACCCAUUUCGUUCCAUCUGUGUCUCACAAACAAGACUCCAAGGGUUGCCAGAUUGGGUGAAAACUCCGAACGUUGCCAGAUUUGAGACAGGACUGCCCUACACGCCCAGAGAGCAGACAUUUCACCUCCCCGGCCAUUUCAAAAACUACCCAUCGCGCUCCAUCUGUGGUUUACAAACAGGACUCCAAGGGUUGCCAGAUCUGGACCAACCUCGUGACGUUGCCAGAUUUGAGACAGGACAAAGCUACGUACGUGGAGGAGCCAUUUUACCUCCUCGGCUGCUUCUGCGGCUUAAGAACAGGACUCCAAGGGUUGCCAGAUCUGGUUGAAACUCUGGAGCGUUGCCAGAUCAGAGACAAGACCCCAGUUGGGAUUCAUUAUGGUGCAAAUCGCCAUAACAUGUCAACUCCGCAGGCCAAGAAAGACCGAAAAUUAAGAUGUAGUAAGUUCCGUGGAAGGUUCCCCAAGAUCUCUGGAUAUUUUGUGAGCUUUGACUGAAAAAAUUGUCAAACUGUGAGAUGAUUUAAGAGCUUUCAAGACUGGAAUUUGGUAAGAAAAAAUAAAGGAAAAAAAUCACCAAAGUUUUUACCAUUAAAAUCAAAACAUAAACAUUUUCCAUUGCCGUAAAAAUCGAAUCGAUACCUCAGCUUUUGUCAGUAAAACCUCUGUACACGCGGAUCACCGGAAAUCGCCUUCUUUUUGACAACUGCCUUGUUUUUCAGUGUGGACAGUAGGGGGCGCUGGUUUGACUAGUCUUAAAGGAAGCAUUUGUCUCUCUUCUUGUAUGUUGAUUUCACGUGUUUUUAUAUGAUCAGCUAAAUUGUGAGUUUUUUAAAAUUUUGUUGUUGAAAAUGAAAAAGAAAUGUCUGGUUUACCGGAUGUGAAACACUACCAGAUUAUGAGCUGUUUUUAUCGCAAAAAAUAUUUCUACAUGAGUUAAAAUUUUAUUAAUCUUGAUUUUAUUAUUUUUGAUUUGGAAUUUUCAACACAGAGGGAUAAAAAGGUAUUACAUGUGUUAUAAUAUUUAGGUAAUAUUUUCUCCUUCAAUUUUUGACUAAUUUAAAAAGUUUAAAUCACUCAGAAAUUAAUAAGAAAUAAUAAUAAUAAUUUCAACAUCAUUUAAAGUCAUGAUUAAAAUGAAAAAGAAAAAAAUAUUAAUAAAUAAAUACAAAUAGAAAAAAAUAAUUAUCUAAGAUAUAAAUUUAAUUUUUAUUUUUAGUAAAAAAAUUAGUAAAUAAAAAUUCUAGUUCAAUUUUGGAACAUCCUUGUACUUAUCUGAAGUUAUCUAAAGAAAGUAUAUCUUUGACAAAAUAAACAUAUUUACAAAAUUCUAAUACUGGUCAAAAUGGUUCAAAAUCAAGAUCAAGUUAUUUUUUUAACUCAUACAGAAAUAUUUUAACAGUGCGAGUUACUUUCCCCUUCAAAAUGUAUUGUAAAUAUUUCAGGCCAAUUUAUGUUUUGCAUGUUUUUGGCCAAAUUUCUGAGUUCUUUCUAAAUGUGUUGCUUUCCCUGUUACUCUUAUAUGUUUUUUCUACAUGUAUUUUCAUAAGAAUACCUCUGCCAUUUUUAGAUGUCAAAACAAGCUUCAUGUAUCGCCAUAGCAACUGGCCCCACAUACUGUAGACGUGACACGGAUCGUCACUGCCAACAACACCGGGAACAAGUGGAGUUGUGUGGGGAGAUUUGAAUUUUUUUCUUAUUCCUGACAAAUACAAAAUACCAAAUUUAGUUCUCAGAGAGGACAUUAUAUUACUAAAAUAACUGCAUAAUAAUUAAUUGACUGUAAUAUUUUGUUACAUCACAUAAUCGAGCAGUUGUAGUGUUAAAUCAGAUGGUGACUCAUUUACUCAGUUGAUACUGUACAGUGACGUCGUGCUGGGGGUGUUCUACAUCUGUCUUUAUUGGCAGUUACCGUGGGGACACUAUGUACACAUCAGCAAACACUCAAAAAGUUUUAUGAUUGUCUGAAAACUUAAGAAAAAAAUACAAAGUGGAUUUAAAGAGCACAUUUUCUGGGACAUCUGAUUAAUUCCAGAGUUUAUCGUCCUGUUUAGGAGUUUGAUUUUAAACACCAUGAGACACUUGUUUAACAGGACUAAUCCAACUAAGUCAGCUUUUUUCUACUCAGAUUGUAUUAAAGGGCCCAUCUCAUGCAAAAUCAAACAUUUUCUGAUCUUUCUCCCUUCUCAGAGUGAUGUGUGGGCCUUGUAUAUGUCACCCAAGUGGUUUUUAGAUUGAUUCUGCAUUUUUUUUAACAAAUUGCAGCGUAUUUCUGCCACCCUCCCACGUGACAAUGAACUAAACUUUUUAAACCUCCUUGUUUCUAUGGAGAUGUCAUUGCUCUGCCUGGAAUGUUCCACAGUGUGACAUUAAACAGCUCUACUUUAUAUGUAUUCAAUUACAGGUGGUUUUUACAGCUCAAAAAUAUCUAAAACAGACAAAAACAAGACAUUGUGACUGUGAGGGAACUGCGGGGUCGCCUCUCCACAGAUCUGACCUGUAACUUGGUCUGAUUUGGUCUCCUUGAAUUGAAUGGUCACAUUUUUAUACAGUGCUUUUCCACCUUCAGGGCACUCAAAACACUUUACAACAAGGAACCACUCAACCAUUCACACACUCACACUUAUCUACCUGCUGAGGUGUGUUGCCUAAAGACACCACGACAGCAUUUAUCCUUGGGGGCUAGAAUCGCACCGCCAACCUGACCACUCAACCAAUGGUGUUUUUAUAUCGGGAGCGGGAUUCGAACCGCCAACCCUGCCAACAUUCAGAUCAGUGGACAAAUGCUGAAAUAGAAAAGUGUAAAACCAUACUGUGAAACAUUCCAGAGUCUCUAUGGAGAAAAGCACCCUCCAUCAGAAAAGUUACACAAUGCACCUUUAAUUCCAACUUGAAUAACAGCGCUUAAGACAGAGUAGUACUUUCAGUUAACAGCACAAUCCCAUAUAACGCUGACGACAUCACCUGCAGUAUCAACAUGAGAUAACACUGCGCAAUGUUCGAAUAACAAAUGUCACGGUUGCUUUAAAGGAGCACUAUGUAACUUUCCUGCUUGUUUCCAUAGAGAUGUUAUUGCUUUGACAGGAAGGUUCCCCAGUACAGCAUUAAACUUCUCCAUCGACAAACAGACGAGCAGCCGGUCUUGUCAACAAUAACAUCUCCAUGGAAACGAGCAGGUGACAGACCCCACCCAAAAGUGACACAGUGCACUUUUAAAGGGCCCGUCUCAUGCAAAAUCAACUUUUCAGAGCUUUCUACCUUCUAAGAGUGAUGUGUGGGCCUUGUAUUUGUCGCUGAAGUGGUUUUUAGAUUGAUUUGGCGUUUUUUUUAAACAAAUUGCAGUGUAUUUCUGCCACCCUCCCACGUGACUACGAACUAAAGCUGCUACAACGAUGACGCAGCAGAUACACCUGUGACACGUUUGAUGUAGCAGAAAGCGCUUCCCCCCGCUCCACCACCUCCACCCCAUCUCCACCCGCAUCGACUGACAAUUCCCACAUGAACACGUAAACAAAAGCGUCAGCAUAAGAUCAUUGUUCUACACUGCAGGGAACAUGAUAUAAUAAGUUGAUCUACUAGUGUUUAUUAAUACUUUACCAAUCAGUAAUGUUCAGCUGAUGUGGACGUGGUGCUUGAGCUUCGUGCUCCUCAAAGUCCUCGUCCGAUUCCGGGUCCAACAUCUUUCUCCAUGAUGAAUAAAAGUGUAUUCCUACCGCUAUCAGGGUGCACGCCUGUCUCCCCCUCCCUCCCUGAGAUGGGUGGAGGAAGGGCGGCUCACUCGUCGCCUACGUCACGUUUGGAGGGCGGAGCCUGUGUUUUCUCAGGACGGGCGGGGGGAGGAGCAAUAGUCGAACUUUCAUAGUUCCUGGUCUGUGACUGUCUCCAAGAAAUCAGUAAGAUUGCAGAACUAUUGUGUAAUGAAUGUUCCAAAACCCAAAUUGUGCUUGUUUAUGUGCAGAAGAUACAAUGUGAAAAGAGUUAUUUUGCAUGAGAUGGGCCCUUUAAAUUAUAACGCAAUUGUUUAUUCAAAUAACCCAAAAAUAUUCAGGAAAACACUAGAAUAUAAAAAACAAACAAACACAAAACUACUCCAUACAACUCCAUUUGAAAUCCCUGUAGCUCAUUUUCAGUUCAUUUCUUUUUGGCGAGAACGUUUCUAAUGCCAAAAACGUCACCGAAUUUGCCCAGUUGGGUUUACCUCAUUUAAGUACGUCCAAAAUCAAAGUCUAGCUCGUCACGCAACAUGACAAGACUGAAGCAUUUACUACGAAAAGAUUUUAAAAAGUUAAACGGGUGAAACUGAUGAUUUGAGAACAUUUUUUAUUAUGUGGAAAAAAUGAUUAUAGCCUACUCAAUGUUUUCCUAUAUUUGUGCUUUGACGAUUUCAUGUGUAUUAAAAGAAUGGACAGGCGAUGGCGUCUUUUUGUUCAUUUCUGUUUUUUUUUUGUUUUUGUUUUUGAAGACUUGAAAAAGUGUUGUGUUGCAUCUGUAUGAGGAAUGCCAAAUAAAACACAGCGACAUGUA